Messenger RNA from Histoplasma mississippiense, 657 nucleotides. RefSeq names its product maintenance of ploidy protein Mob1. The transcript has 5 exons. Gene Ontology annotation, molecular function: protein kinase activator activity. Gene Ontology annotation, cellular component: nucleus; cytoplasm. Gene Ontology annotation, biological process: cell division; positive regulation of protein phosphorylation; signal transduction. NCBI's taxonomy places the organism in Eukaryota, Fungi, Ascomycota, Eurotiomycetes, Onygenales, Ajellomycetaceae. Bases 1 to 657 code for a protein of 218 amino acids. The record is from RefSeq and is a predicted model, not a curated record.
AUGGCGUCCUUCAUAACAACCAUCAAUGCGCGAUCAAAGGGCUCUUUUAGGCCAAGAACGGCACAUAGGGGAACUACCAACUACCAACUGAGGCAGUUUGCAGAGGCUACGCUUGGUAGUGGGAGUCUAAGGAAAGCAGUGAAAUUGCCAGAGGGCGAAGACCUAAAUGAGUGGCUUGCAGUGAACGUUGUGGAUUUCUAUAACCAGAUCAACCUUCUUUACGGAUCAAUUACAGAAUUUUGCUCGCCGCAAUCAUGUCCGGAAAUGAAGGCUACAGAUGAAUUCGAGUAUUUGUGGCAAGAUUCGGAAAACUACAAGCGGCCUACGAAAAUGUCGGCUCCUCAGUACGUUGAGCAUUUGAUGGCUUGGGUCCAGAGUAAUAUCGACAACGAGCAAAUGUUUCCUAGUCGAAUUGGCGUCCCUUUCCCCAAAACCUUCACUAGUCUCUUGCGCCAACUGUUCAAGCGCCUUUACCGAGUAUACGCCCAUAUCUACUGUCACCAUUACCCAGUGAUUGUAAAUUUGGGCCUCGAACCACAUCUUAACACUAGCUUCAAGCAUUACGUGCUCUUCGUGGAUGAGCACAAAUUGGCCAGCGGGAAGGACUUCUGGGGCCCACUGGGCGAUCUGGUGGAAAGUAUGCUUCGCAGCGACUAG